UACAGUGAACUGUAUUUUAUCGUGGUGUGAGUCAUUCUAAUUGAGUUUUUUGAAAAAGGUCUGUGAAGAUUGUGAUAGCAUUGAGUUUAAAGUUUUUCUCUUUUCUAUAUUUUGAUUCAAGCUUUGUUUCUGUUGAUGAUUUUUUUGGGAACAAAACUGUGGCAUUGACUUCGUAGUUAUUUUGGGAACCUUAGUUCUUUGAAUUCUGGAAAUUUGGUUGCCAUAAAAUGCUAUAAGUUUGUCGGAGCUACCAUUAGGUGGGUAUUAGGGAAAUUAGCUACAUAAGUGCUUAUAUUUUGUUUCUUUCCAUUGGCUUGUUCUUUAACCUUGGAGACAUUCGAUUUCUUGUACUGUCCCAGUUGUUCUAUUUUGGCUGAUCUAUACCUGAUUUCAGGUGCAAAGUCUUAUAGAACGAUGUCUACAACUAUACAUGAACCAGAAAGAAGUUGUGGAAACUCUGUUGGCGCAGGCAAAGAUAGAGCCUGGUUUUACAGAACUUGUUUGGCAGAAGCUUGAAAAAGAAAAUUGGGACUUCUUUAGGGCUUAUUAUCUGAGAUUGAUGGUGAAGCACCAGAUAAUUGAGUUCAACAAGCUGCUUGAGCAACAGGUGCUGUUGAUGCAUCAGAUACAGCCCACUGGAGUUGCGUCAAUGCCUACAUCUAAUGGAUCUCAUAUCCAACAAUUGCAUCACAACUCAGCAUUAUAUGCCACAGAACAGGCAGGACCAGCUCUGAAGCAGGAAAAUGUGCAGCACAACAUUGGUUCCCGUUCACCCAAUGCAUUUACUAACGGUGGAUCUUCAUCACACAAAAAUAUGCACAGCGCCAUUGAUAUGUCUGCCCAUGCGUGUAGGAUUGAUGUUCCCCAUAACCUGCUUCCAACUCAGAGCUCGAAUAUUGAUUUGAUUCAAGGUAUAAAUGGAGGGAUGAUCAAAACUGAAACUGGGUAUUCUGGCAGUUCUCCUUACAUGUUUGGUGCUGAUGGCGAGGUCCUGGAAGCCCAUCCACCAAUUGGGGAUACAUCCGUUGUAUCUUUUAGUAGUGUAGAGUCCAGCACAAGAUCCCUGAACGAAACACUUUUGGAUGCAGACUCUGGUUCAUUUGGAUAUUUAGAUCAGAUUCCUCGAAGUUUCAGCUUCUCAGAUUUGACAGCAGACUUUUCUCAAAGUGCAGAUAUAUUGGAAAGCUAUUCUCGUUCACCCUUCCUUACGGCAGAUACAGAAAACUUCCUGGAUUCUCAUGAUGGAGAGCACCAAGGAGACAAUAAAAGGUUGGAUGCUAUAUCAGAAGGCUUGAGCUAUGAAGAUUUUGGAAGUGAAUAGCCACAGAAGUAUAAAUUGUCAUUAAAAGGCUUUGUAUAUAUCAUUUUAAAGCUGGAUAAGAUCCAGAUUUAACUUGAAGAUCUAUCAGUGUAUCAAAAAUUCACUGACAGAGGUGAACUUUACAAGGCUUGUUUAAUAAUAAUAAUAAUAAUAAUAAUCUAUUGGCAUCUUGGUGGUGGUGAUGUCCUGGUUUGUAUUUGAAGAUUUGAUUAUAGGUAAAAGUUCAAACUGUAAAAUGAAGAUUUUGGUAGUGAAGAAUGCUCUUUGAGAAGCUACAUGUAAAAGACCAUCUGAACUUGUGUCUGCAUUGAGAACUUUGUGUACUUUGUAGGUCAUCCUGCAGAACAUGCAA
Tripterygium wilfordii is the source of this 1673-nucleotide messenger RNA. RefSeq lists its product as uncharacterized. The record is from RefSeq and is a predicted model, not a curated record. Lineage: Eukaryota; Viridiplantae; Streptophyta; Magnoliopsida; Celastrales; Celastraceae. The transcript is spliced from 6 exons. The coding region runs from base 431 to 1321 and encodes 296 amino acids.